Sphaerodactylus townsendi is the source of this 2454-nucleotide messenger RNA. It is a transcript of the gene BCKDK, whose product is annotated as branched chain keto acid dehydrogenase kinase. The record is from RefSeq and is a predicted model, not a curated record. Gene Ontology annotation, cellular component: mitochondrion. Lineage: Eukaryota; Metazoa; Chordata; Lepidosauria; Squamata; Sphaerodactylidae. Gene Ontology annotation, molecular function: pyruvate dehydrogenase (acetyl-transferring) kinase activity. The transcript has 14 exons. The coding region runs from base 312 to 1556 and encodes 414 amino acids. Gene Ontology annotation, biological process: regulation of glucose metabolic process; protein phosphorylation.
CAGUGCCUCUGUACGUGCGCAGGCUUGGCCAACAGGCCGAAGGCUGUGUUGAUAGCAGCCGGAGCCAUGGCGUUUGGGCCGGUGCCGGUUUCCCUCCGUUCAGUCUGGUGAGAGGCAUGGGAAGGAACUCGGAACCGCUUGGAUGAAAACAGAGUUCUUUGUCCUUGUGAACCAAGGCAGUCGGCAUAAGGUAGACAAGUUUACUUGAGGGAAUGUACGGAGGCCCUACUAAAGGGGACCGUGCUGAAACUUGGGGGAAGCAGACCCGUUCCUGUAACUUGUCACCCUAGGAGGUGUCUGUGGAAGACAGCAUGAUGUGGAAAUCAUUGCUGAUGGUGGACCUAGGGGCAAUAGGGAGCCGGGCUCCUUGUGUGCUCCCGCUCCUUCUGCCCGCCCUCCGGUAUCGGUCCACUUCAGCUAUCGAUCAGCACCAUGAGCUGGCCCGGGAGAGAUCAAAGACAGUUACCUCCUUCUAUAACCAGUCGGCCAUCGACAUAGCAGCCGAGAAGCCCUCUGUGAGGUUGACGCCCACCACAAUGCUGUAUUCGGGGCGGUCUCAGGAUGGAAGCCACCUGCUGAAAAGUGCCCGUUACCUGCAUCAUGAGCUACCUGUCCGCAUAGCACAUCGCAUCAAAGGUUUUCGGAGUCUCCCCUUCAUUAUGGGCUGCAACCCUACCAUCCUCUGUGUGCAUGAGCUUUACAUUCGAGCUUUCCAGAAACUGAGUGAAUUUCCCCCCAUCACAGACCACGAGUCAGAGGCACAGUAUUGCAAACUGGUCCGGCAACUCCUCGAUGACCACAAAGACAUUGUGACGCUUUUGGCUGAGGGCUUGCGAGAAUGUCGCAAGCACAUACAGGAUGAGAAGCUGAUUCGCUCUUUCCUGGACAAGACGCUCACGUCCCGCCUGGGGAUCCGGAUGCUGGCCACUCACCACCUUGCUUUGCACGAGGACAAGCCCGACUUCGUCGGGAUUAUAUGCACCCGCCUGUCCCCGAAGAAGAUCAUUGAGAAAUGGGUCGAUUUCGCCAGGCGACUGUGCGAGCACAAGUACGGGAAUGCCCCUCGGGUGCGGAUCAACGGGCACGUGGCCGCUCGCUUCCCUUUCAUCCCCAUGCCUCUUGACUACAUCCUUCCGGAGCUGCUCAAAAAUGCCAUGCGAGCCACCAUGGAGUCUCACCUGGACACGCCCUACAAUGUGCCAGACAUUGUCAUCACCAUUGCCAACAAUGACAUUGAUUUGAUCAUAAGGAUUUCCGAUCGAGGCGCGGGAAUCCCUCAUGACCACGUCGACAAGGUGACCGAUUAUCACUUCACCACCGCCGAAGCCAGUGCCCAGGACCCACGCAUAAACACUCUGUUUGGCAACAUGGUCGAAAUGGGCAACAGCGCCCAAUCAGGGCCCAUGCAUGGGUUUGGCUUUGGGCUGCCAACCUCCCGUGCCUACGCUGAAUACCUGGGCGGCUCUCUGACCCUCCAGUCCCUGCAGGGCAUCGGCACAGACGUCUACCUUCGCCUCAAGCACAUCGACGGCAAAGGGGAGAGUUUCCGCAUCUAGAAGGCCCUCUCUUGAUGGGCCGAGCCCCUCUCAGCUGCUGGACAAAGUUUUCAUCUAUACGCCCAGCCCAGUCGUUCAGGAGUUCUUGUCCUUCUACGGGCUUCUAAGAAUGCUACUCUCCCGAAGAUCUUCUCCCUUGGAUAUUUGGACACACCUCUUUCCGGUGUGGCUCCUGAGAGAGCAUCAUCACUUGCUGGUAAUUCCAGCUCUCUGUUAGGACACGCUCUGUGGUUCGCAGUCCAGAUCUCUGAGGAAGCCUGUGGACAAACCCGUUCUCUCCUUGCCUUAAACGGGUUUCUUUAAAGCCACAAAACGGCACUGGAGGAGACCAAAAUCAUUGUUUGACGUUCCUCCAUAUGCUAGCAGCUCCUUCCAGGCUUGUAUCACUGUAUGUUCGCACCUCAUUUGCUCCUCUUGGGGCUCUUUUUGGAACCGAAAAGAAAGACUUGUCUUGAAUUUGAGGUGCCUCGAUUUUUCCUCUUACUGCAUCAUUCUCUGGGGAGGAUUUCUUCUGCGGCAUCCUGGCUGGGAAACCAAAAUGUACACAACAGCCUUUAGGAGGGGGAAGGCCGGUUGUGUUGCGAACUGCACUGAAACACCCCCGGCUUGAGUGGGAAAGGCUGCCACCACGCCAAAAUGGUACCUCCAUCGCGCAUUGUGUGAGUGGAUUCCGGAACAUUCUCCCGCCUUCCCUACACGGUUACAUGGUUUUAUCUCCAGUCUCUCUCUCACAACUCAAUCUUUGUGCUGCCGUGAACUCGUUGGGUUUUUUUUUAUUACAGGAACGAGGGGUUUCUCUCUUUCUUCCCACCACCCUUUGGAGGGAAGUGGUUACAAGACGGAUUCACUUUUUUUUUUUUUUGCUGUGAUAAACUCCAAUAAAAAGCUCAGAUUCCAA